AUGGAGAACUCUGAACCGGACCCAUCCCGCGAGCGCAACGGGGUCGUGUGCGUCCUAUACGGUGAGUUCACCGACGCGCUCCACGACGGGGUCCGGUACUCGGUGAGCUUGACGGAGAGCGCCCUGACGGUCCAGGCGAUCUCCGCGUCGCCCGGUCGCACGAAGGUUUCGUUCAACUUGACCGACUGCGUCGGAUGCCGCGCGCACGGAGGAGGAGGGCCGGGCGGCGGCGCGGGCGGCGCGGACGUCGGCGCCUACUUCACAGCCUACUUCUACCCGUUCAAGAGGCGCUGGAUGAGCGCCGGAGUGGCCCGGCAGAGGGUGGAGCGGCGCUUUCGGGUCGCGCUGGUCCAGGACCCGCUCGCCAACCUGCGGGAGGCGGAGAGGUGGGCGCGCGCCAUCAGAGACGCCUCCGCGCUGCGGGCGCCCCGGAGAGACGGUGUGGUGUAUGCGGAGCUGCGUCGGCCUUGCAGGGUCAUGAUCCUGGUGAACCCCCACAGCGGCCGCGGCCAGGCUCUCCAGCUGUUCACCGGCCACGUGCGGGACAUGCUGGCCGAGGCCGCGGUGCCCCACACACUCGUCAUCACAGAGCACCAGAACCAUGCGCGGGAGCUGGUGAGGAAGGCGGACCUGUCGCAGUGGGACGCCCUGGUCAUCAUGUCCGGAGACGGGCUGCUGUUUGAGGUGAUAAACGGUCUGAUGGAGCGAGAAGACUGGCGAGAGGCCAUCCAGACCCCUCUGGGUAUCCUACCUGGGGGCUCGGGCAACGCCCUGGCCGCCUCCGUCCACCACUACUCGCAGUCGCCUCCAGCGUGGAACGAGGAGCUGCUGCUGAGCUGCGGCUUCAUGCUGUGCAAAGGUCUGGUCCGCUCCAUGGACCUGGUGUCCAUCCACCUGGCCUCUCGGCGGCGCCUCUUCUCCUUCCUCUCUCUGGCCUGGGGCUUCGUGUCCGACGUGGACGUGGAGAGCGAGAGGUACCGCCACGUCGGAGCCAUCCGCUUCCUGAUGGGCACCCUGGUGCGCCUGGCCUCCCUCAGAGUCUACCAGGGCCGGUUGGCGUACCUGCCCGUCGUCGAGGCGCCGCCGCCCCCCCCCAAAGGGAGCGUCGAGGCUCGCCGCCCUCCCUCCACGCCUCGCCGCCCCUCGUUCUGCGCCUCCCUCCCCUGCCGGCUCGCACCCGACACCUCCCCGAACCAGAACUCCCGCCGCAAUCACAACGGCACGAAUUCCAACCGCGACACCAUCGCCAACUCCUCCAACAACGCCAUCACCACCAAGAGGCCGGAGACUCUGGCGUGCCAAGGCACUGCUGGAGCGCCGGAGGACUCCCUGCUUCCCGGCCUGGACCAGCCGGUCCCAGAGAGCUGGACGGUCGUCAGGGAGGAGGACUUUGUCUUGGUGCUGGCCAUUUACCAGUCCCACCUGGCCGAGGACCUGUGGACGGUGCCCGGCGCGCUGGCGGACGACGGGGCGAUCCAUCUGUUCUACGUGACGGCGGGGAUCUCCCGCCCGGCGCUCCUCCGCCUUUUCCUCGCCAUGGAGAAGGGCGGCCACCUGGCGUGCGGCUGCCCCCACCUGGUGUACGAGAAGGUGAAGGCCCUGCGGCUGGAGCCCGUCUCCCCGCAAGGCAUGAUCACCGUGGACGGGGAGGUGGUGGAGUACGGCCCCGUUCAGGCUCAGAUCCACCCGGGACUGGCCCGACUCAUUUGUGGAUGA
Molecule: messenger RNA, 1716 nt
Organism: Cyclopterus lumpus (lumpfish)
Lineage: Eukaryota; Metazoa; Chordata; Actinopteri; Perciformes; Cyclopteridae
Product: sphingosine kinase 1
Exons: 5
Coding region: 1-1716 (571 amino acids)
Biological process (GO): cellular response to growth factor stimulus; negative regulation of apoptotic process; sphingosine biosynthetic process
Cellular component (GO): intracellular membrane-bounded organelle; cytoplasm; membrane
Source: RefSeq, a predicted model, not a curated record